AUGAACAAUAUCGGCCAGCGGGAAGAAGAAAGCCGAAGCAACAGAAGCAGAGAGGCGACGGCCUUAUCUUCUUCUUCUUCUUCUUUGGUCGAGCUUAGCACUAUAGAAGUCUCUUCCAUGGCGCUUUGGCUUUGACCUUUUCUUUGUUAUAAUUGUGACCGAAAGCAGUCGAGAGAUUCUUGCCGUCAAUUCAAUGGCGAUUCCGUCUCCCUCUGGCCUCUCAUCUGCUUCGCCACCUAUCCGAUUUACUCCUGUCCAGCCGUCGUUCGGGAAUCAUCGUUUUCUCGGGGCACAAAAAGCUCGACGAUGCGAAAUUGCAUACUCACUUGUUCAGGGUUGGUCGCCUCGAAACGUUAGAGUUAGACACAGGAGAAUCGACAUUAAACCAAGUGUUAUGUUCCAAAAUAGCAGGCCUGGUUUCUCUUGUGCGGUGAACAUGGCUGCGGGGCAAUCGGGUGAACCUGAGAAUGUGAGAUUUCAACAUCUACUAACUAAGGCAAGAGAAUUGUGGGACAGUUCACCCGAACCAGUGAAGAGCUUCCCUUGGAACCGGGCACUAGAGAACUUCAUUCAACUCGUUCUUGAUCUCACAUUGGCAGUUGUCAAGAUCUUGUGUGUUCCUUUGCUUGCGAUAACUUCCCUAAGUGAGAUGUCAUACUGCGCUCAUGAAAGGAAGCUCUUACUAGUCCCACUUCCUCUACUCGUUGGCUUUGCUCUUGCUGGGGUCUUGAAAGAAACGGCAUUGGAACUGUCUCCACUUAUCAAGGAUGCAGAAAUUCGAUGGCAUCUUAUCGCUAUUGCGAUUUUCUUCACUUUACUGAAAUUGCCCGGACCAUACUACCCUUACUGGGGUCGCAUAUUUAUCCCGCAUCUGGCAAAUGGAGCACUAUUGAGGACUCUGUGGUCUGCUUUUAUGUGGUAUAGAAGAUCCCGCUGGACAUUUCCACAAGAUCCAAAGUGACACACAGAAAGAACCCUUUAUUUGAAUCAGGUGACAGGUUUCCUCUUUUACUGAAAUCUCUUCGAGCCAUUAAGAGGAAGAGGAACAGUUUGGAAGAUGAAUGGCUGGUCGGGUUACAGCACCCUAAUGUUUCCCUUCCAUUUUAUCUUACGAGGGCUUGUGUCUCCUGUCAAUCAUUGAUCCAACUGCCAUUUGUAAGUGCUGAUGUUAGGUUAGGCUAGGCUCAAAAUUCGGUAUGAUGCAGCUGGGUCUUCUAGUAGCUUCCCUGUAUGUUCGACAAAUUUUGUGCAUUUAAUAGUGGAGCUUUUCUUGUAGAAUAUGAUCUCUCCUAAAGCCAGCGGUAGAUGCUGUUAUCAUUCUUUGGCAUUUUCCUACUGUA
Molecule: messenger RNA, 1340 nt
Organism: Punica granatum (pomegranate)
Lineage: Eukaryota; Viridiplantae; Streptophyta; Magnoliopsida; Myrtales; Lythraceae
Source: RefSeq, a predicted model, not a curated record